CAGCUGAUUUGUCUGGAGGGUUUCACAGGAAAGUGUGGCAUUCACGACCCAGCGCUCAUGCAGUACAGACCGUCCACAGCCUGCUUGCCAGCAUCCGCUGCUCUGGCCAGAUCCCAAACACACUUAGAGGAGAGAAAGAGAGAGAGGAGAGCAGAUGUGGUGAGUGUGACAGAGGAGGGAACAGUUAGGUGAACUCUAAAGGGGAAUCCUGAGAGCAGAAAGAAAAAGGCAAGUAAGGACACAGAACAUUCCACUGCUUGUAUCCUUUCAAAUUCGACGCUAUUUUACCACAUUCUCAAACUUUUAAACAUGGAAGUGAUUGAAGACCGCCAUCUGCACCUGGAGGUGCCUGACAUGCACAAAUCCCUUACUGAGAUCUCAGAAGAUGAAAUCAACCUCCCGGCCUCUGAUGAUGAAGAUGAGGCCAUCGCCGAGAACAAAGCAAAAGCCGCUGAUGAGAAAGAAGAGGCAGGUGAGGGAGACAAAGGUGAGAUGAAUGGAGUCAUGGUCCUGGCGCUGCUGGACAAAAUCAUUGGGGCCGUGGACCAGAUCCAGCAGACUCAGGCUGGGUUGGAAGCCCGUCAGCGGGUGAUGGAGAGAUCAGUGACGGGCAUCCAGGGGGAACUCACCAAACUGUCUAAGAGCCACACCACCACAGCCAACACGGUCAAUAAGAUGCUGGAGAAGGUGCAGAAAGUCAGUGUGAAUGUGAAGACGGUGCGAGGGAGCCUGGAAAAACAGGCUGGGCAGAUCAAACGCCUGGAGAGCAACGAGAACGAACUUCUGAAGAGAAGAAACUUCAAAGUCAUGAUCUACCAGGAUGAAGCGAAAAUACCUUCAAAAGUUAGUGUGGCCAAGUCCAUGAAGUUUCCAGAGCCUGUGGAAGGAGAAGCUGAAGGCGAACACAAAGCAGCAGCAGAGGAAGGAGGAGAAGACAAAGAGAAAGUCAAUCUGGACCUGUCCUCAGAUGAAGAGGAGGUGGAGAUCGAGGAGACCAUUGAGGAGUCUCGAGCAGAGCGCAUCAAACGAAGCAGCCUGCAACGCGUCCAGAACAUCAAAACUGUUUUCUCCAAGGAAAAAAUGGAGAAAACCAAGCAAAAGACCAAGGAGAAUUUGGAGAAGACCAAACAGAAGACCAAAGAGAACUUGGAGAAAACUCGCAUGAAGACCAAAGAGAACUUGGAAAAAACCAGGCAGAAGACCAAGGAGAAUCUUGAGAAGACCAAACAGAAGACCAGGGAGAACCUGGAGAAAACACGUCACAACAUAGAGAAAAAGAUGGGCAAACUUGGCAAUCGGAUGUCUGUGAACCCCGAGCGCAAGGAGAAGCUAAAGUCCUCGCAGAAGAAGAUGGUAAAGUCUUUCACUCCUGAACACACCAUCUAUGCUCGCUCCAAAACGGCUGUCUACAAGGUUCCACCGUUCACCUUUCAUGUGAAAAAGAUGCGUGAAGGAGAAGUGGAGAUCCAGGGAACCGAGAUGGUGGAAGUCGUUGGGGAAGCAGAGGAGAUGGAGAAUGCAGUGAUGGAGGGAAUAGAAGAUGAGGAGAUGGAGAUGGAAGAUGGUGAGAUGGUGGAGGAAGAUGACGAGGACGAGACAGAAGAUAGCCCUGAGAUGAGAGCGCUACUGGAGAGGGGAAAAGAGCUGGUGUUAGUGGAAGACCAUGACAGAGAUAGUGAUUAGUGUUUGUGUGUGUAUUUGGGUGCUUGCACAUUAGAGAAGCUUGUAACAGAAUGUUUGAUUGGUAGGACAGUAUGGAAGGCUCAGUUUGAUAUCAAAUGUCAAUACAGAAAAUUUGAUUUCUGAAAGCUCAACUCUCUGAGAUGCUAAUCAAUGAACUGAUGCCUAAAGAGGUUUUUCCUCUACAUCUACAGCAGAGCACCAUCUCAAUUAAAGUGUUUGCAGCAUUCUCUGACAUAGCAUAACCUCUAGUGUGUAGGCACCCUGAGCAUGUGUGCUGUACUGCUAGUCCAGAUAUUGGAUUCUGCAGGAGAAUGUGAAUGUGUCUGUUUGCAUGUGUGUAUCUGCAUCUUUUCUAUCAGCAGAAUGUUUAAAAUUUAGGGUGACUCUAUUCACCUAACGUAUGUGCGAGUGAGAGAUUUACUGUACUAGUUCAAGUAACUUAGUUCCUUGAGUGAAUCUUGUUUGGUAAGACUAGGCGUGCCAAUCAAUAAGAUGCAACAUGGUAUCUGGGAACAUUAUUGUGCUAGA
This is a messenger RNA of Sinocyclocheilus grahami, 2211 nucleotides long. It is a transcript of the gene cavin1b, whose product is annotated as caveolae associated protein 1b. The record is from RefSeq and is a predicted model, not a curated record. The transcript is spliced from 2 exons. Gene Ontology annotation, biological process: transcription initiation at RNA polymerase I promoter; termination of RNA polymerase I transcription. Gene Ontology annotation, cellular component: caveola; cytoplasm. Gene Ontology annotation, molecular function: rRNA primary transcript binding. Bases 310 to 1683 code for a protein of 457 amino acids. NCBI's taxonomy places the organism in Eukaryota, Metazoa, Chordata, Actinopteri, Cypriniformes, Cyprinidae.